AUGGCUCUCUCCCUCAAGCUCCUACAGCAGGUAUCGUGGUCAAACAACUCAACCACACCAGGUGUGCCCUAUUCCUCCUUCACGAUAGAGAAGACGGGCUAUACCAGAAGUCUUGGCUUCCGUCGGAGGCUAAAAAUCGAGUUGUGUUUUAUCGAAAAGUUGCGAACGCUUGCAUUUAAUGCCAGCGUUUGCAAGUUCACUAAGGCAUACAUCGAACAACACCAGAAUGACUUCUGCGACCUCGUUCGUUCCACCACUUGGAAGGCUCCCCAAGGUGAACUACGAAGCAUCGCCCCCAAGGAGGCAAUUUUCUCGUAUGUUCACCAAGCAAUCACGCUGUGGAAUGAUGGCGGGGAGAUGGGCCACCUCGAGCAGGCUUACGAUGUCAUCAUGAGUUCUGUGGGGAGGACCAACUGGGAGGAAAUUCAAGGAACCAACGACGAAGGCAACUGGAAGUUGCUACAGUUGAUGAUCGAGGGCAACGAUAACUUCGAUAUACGAGAGGCAAGCGAGGCUUCCCGAGCCUGCCAAGCACUUUGGCCAGUACCCGCGGACGGCCCAGGCAGCAUUCUCCCAGAGGCCCUUUGUCAACUAGCCCGGGGCCUACGCGCUGGCGCAAUGUUGAAUACGCCGAUCGAUGAGUCGUUCUACCGAGCAUUUAUCACAUUAUUCUGCGCAGAGCAUACAGCCGGACGUGCUCAGGGUGAAGCCUUACACGGCGCCAUUCAGACCGCGUACUACCUAGCUUCAGCCUCGGUAGGCCAGCCCUUAGACACCCAGGAGCAAAGAUCAACUAGCCGUGCCACUGAUCCUGGUCUGCUGGAGCGCAUUAUCCACUUGAAACGGGCACAGCUACAAUCCAUCAAGCAACUCAGGGCAGCUGAACGAGAAGUGGUUAUGGAGCUUGGCGGCACAGUGACGGAAAUUGUCCCUCCGAACCAGCUAAUUCAAGAAAUCAGGUCAACAAUGGACAUCAAUCAUUGUCGCGAGCUAGCGGUGAAGCUCUUCAAGAUGAGUUUCAUGCGACAUGAUCUUUUCGCUCAAAGUAUGGUGACACAGGCCGCCACCGAGCUAAGUUUGCUAAAGGCAUUCUGGGUGCCAGAUGACGACUACGAAGAUGACGGUGAAGGUGAAGAUGAAGACGAUGAUGAGGCAAUGCCUGAUGCUUCGGAGAUGGACGAAGACGCUUGA
Messenger RNA from Fusarium vanettenii 77-13-4, 1191 nucleotides. RefSeq lists its product as uncharacterized. NCBI's taxonomy places the organism in Eukaryota, Fungi, Ascomycota, Sordariomycetes, Hypocreales, Nectriaceae. The transcript is spliced from 3 exons. The record is from RefSeq and is a predicted model, not a curated record. Bases 1 to 1191 code for a protein of 396 amino acids.